UCCCGGAACGUGUCGGAACUUGUCGGAAGUGUUCGCUAUUUCUCGGAAAUUCGAAGUGACGUCAUCACGCGAGUUCUGAAGUUUGUGGAGAGAGUUGUUUACUCUUCAAGUCUUUCAUCCGCGCGAACGUCAGUGGGUUCUGGUGAUGCUGUUUUGAGUAAGAUUUGCAUCAAGAACUAGUAGUUUGUAGCGAUGGCACAGCCACCUUUGAACGGGGCUGGUCGUGGAGGCCGUGGGGCCCUUCUUGCUGAGGCGCUCAAGAACGUGGUACGGCGGCCAGGGGAGGGUUUACCGGAGUCUGGGGUUGCCCAGCCGCCACAGCAGAGGCAGUCUACUGCACCACAGACAGUUAAGGCAGGGACAGGUCAUGCCUCUCCUGUUCGAGCACAGGCAUCACCUGCUACCAUGGGGAGAGGGGCCAUACUCGCCAGUCUGUUUCAGGCUGGGAAAGCAGGUGCGUCGCCCAGUCCCCCCGCUCCCGCCUCUCCACAAGCCCCAGGGCAGCAUGGGAAGCCUCAGUCACCAGUACGAGGCAGAGGCAUGAUGGGACUGCAGGACAUCCCAGGUCUGCCGGUGUACGGGCGUGGCAUCACACAGCUGGGCAUGCAGAGACAAAGCACAGACACUGCAGUACGACCAAAGGAGAGAGAGUCCCCACCUGUGUCAUCUCCCCCUCAGGCCAAGCAGCCCAGCCCAUCCUCACCAAGUGUACAGCAGGCCAAGCCACAGGCACUCGCACAGCCCAUGGCCAAACUCUCGCUGGAAGAAAAGAAGGAACGAAAUAUCCCCCCUCCAGGCACAGUAGGACAGCCUGUAAGAGUGGCGUGUAACUACAUUCCUGUUAAGAGCAAUCUAACUGCAAUCUGCCAGUAUGCUGUCAGCUUCAGCCCUCAGAUUGACUCCCGUAGCAUGCGUUAUGGCAUGUUGUAUGACCACGAAGAUAUUAUCGGUGACGUCAAGGCCUUCGACGGAGCAAUCCUGUACCUGCCGAAAAAGCUGCCACAAUCAGUAACAGAAGUGCAGUCCACACGGAAAACAGACGGUGCCCUGAUCAAGGUUCGCAUCACUUUGACAAACGAGCUGGCUCCCGAUGACAGGCAGUGCCUCACUGUCUACAAUAUUAUAUUCAAAAAUGUGAUGAGGGAACUCGAGCUAAAGCAAGUAGGCAGGAACUACUACGACCCAAAACACCCCAUCAUCAUCGCACAGCACAAAAUGGAAGUGUGGCCUGGCUAUAUUACUGCCAUCCAGGCCUAUGAUGGCGGUCUGAUGCUAAAUACGGACAUUAGUCACAAGGUACUGAGGACUGAGACAGUGCUCGAUAUGAUGCAGAGCAUUUACCAGAGUUCGUCAGGUCGCGGGUUCCAGGAGGCGUGUACCAAGCAGCUGGUGGGGGAGGUGGUCCUGACACGCUACAAUAACAAGACCUACCGCAUUGAUGACAUCUCCUGGGACGAGAACCCAAGAAGCUGUUUCACCUUCCAUACUGGGGAACAGGUCUCCUUCGUUGACUACUACAAGAAAUCGUAUAACAUAAACAUAAUGGAUGACUGUCAGCCACUGAUCAUCAGUCGUCCCAAGAAGAGAGCAAAAGAUGCAGACCGUGAUGAAGUGUUGUGCCUGAUCCCAGAGCUGUGCUGCAUGACGGGACUAACAGACAACAUGAGGCAGGAUUUCAGAGUAAUGAAGGACAUUGCUGUCCAUACCCGUGUCACGCCCAUGCAGCGAGACCUUGCGAUGCGGAAGUUCAUUAAGAAUGUGGAUUCCAACCCCAAAGCCAAGGCAGCGAUGGCCAAGUGGGGCCUCUAUCUGGACCAUGAUCUCCUACGGACGGAGGCUCGCCAGCUACCUCUAGAGAAGAUCAUCCUGAAGAACCGCAGUUUCCAGUCUAAUGUGGAGGCAGACUUUGGUCGUGAGGUGACCAGGGAACCUGUGCUGGUGCCUGUUGACCUGCAGUGUUGGAUGGUGCUGUUCUGUGCGAGGGACGAGCACAAAGCAAACGACUACAUCACCAUGAUGAAGAAGGUGUGCCCCUCCCUGGGGAUCAGGGUGAACACCCCGGCGCUGUUUCGCCUGGAGAACGACAGGACAGAAACUUACCUGCGAAUCAUCCGGGACAACCUCAAGCCACAGGUGCAGAUGGUAGUGUGUAUAUUCCCCACACCUCGAGAUGACAGGUACAGUGCUAUCAAGAAGCUGUGCUGCGUGGACUCCCCUGUACCUUCUCAGGUUAUCAAUGCCAAGACUAUCGGUUCCCAGCAGAAGCUGCGGAGUGUGACCCAGAAGAUAGCGCUACAGAUCAACGCCAAGCUGGGUGGGGAGCUCUGGGCACUGGAGAUCCCACUGAAAAACAUCAUGGUGGUCGGUAUUGACGUCUAUCAUGAAAUCAAGAAGGGUGUGAGAUCUGUGGCAGGCUUUGUGGCAAGCACUAACCGGGAGCUGACCCGGUGGUACUCACGCACGUGCUUCCAGAUGCCAGGACAGGAGUUGAUGGAUGGACUCAAGUUGUGCCUGACGUCUGCGCUGAAGAAGUACCAUGAGGUCAACCAUGCCUUGCCUGAGCGCAUCUUCAUCUUCAGGGAUGGUGUUGGGGAUGGGCAGCUCAAUACAGUUGCUGGUUAUGAAGUUGAACAGCUGCGGGAGUGUGCCAGCUACUUUGGUGGUGAAAGCUACCAGCCAAGGCUGGCUGUGGUGAUCGUGCAGAAGAGGAUCAACACACGCAUAUUUGCGGAAUACAAUCGAGGCCAGCUUGACAACCCUCGGCCGGGGACGAUCCUGGAUCACACUGUCACCCGUCGGGAGUGGUACGACUUCUUCCUGGUGAGCCAGCAUGUGCGGCAGGGCACGGUCAGCCCCACACACUACAUCGUGGUGGCCGACGACACAGGACUCAAGCCCGACCACAUGCAGAGGCUGUCGUACAAGUUGACCCACUUGUACUACAACUGGCCCGGCACGGUGCGAGUCCCUGCCCCGUGUCAGUAUGCUCACAAGCUGGCCUACCUGGUGGGACAGAGCAUCCACAAGGAUCCCAGUCUGGACCUGGCAGACAGGCUCUUCUUCCUGUAGGGCCGCCACAGGCAUUACGGAACGCUCGGAGUUCAAGAAGGAUGCUUACUGCGUCUACCUCUCGCAGACGACUAGAAGGACAGCUGCUGUGUCUAACACAUUGACAAGAUGCAUGCUUACUACUUCUACAGAGUUUACACCUGUAUUUGAGUGACUUGUAUCUCUGAUUGAUUUAUGUUUGAAUCUGCACUGAUCCGUGAGUAUUCAUCAUUUUCACAGACACUCAGGGACAGAAAUCACUGAUUACCAAAAGGCCGCUGUUGUCAUAUUAAAGUUUCGUAAGUUUUUAAUUCUUUUUAAAAUUCUUGAACGAUUGUCAUCUAUUUGCAUUCCUUGUGCUUAAAUGAAUCUAUCGGACUACUUUGAAUACUUUCAUGCAAUAUUCCAUUAUGGACAUGGCGAGAGCAAGGAGCAUCAGGUAGCCAUAUAUGCAGUCAGUGCUCACAACUUGUAGUUUAUUGUUUGUUGGAUAUGCGUAAAUGUCAAAAGAAGAAUGAUGCAAGAUAUCAAACAUACAAUACCAUUCCAUACCAAGUGACUAGUGUUCCUGAGAAUCAAGAUGACAGCUUAUUACCAACAUUUUUUAUAGUGUAAACAAUACAAUGUAAAGUAUUUAAGGAUUUCGUUGUUGAUAGCCAGUUGGCUUUUUCUUUGUUAUUGUUCUUUCGGGUUAUGUGGAUGUUAAAAACACAAAAUCAUGACAACAGGAACCAUGACAAAUUAGCAGUAACCUUGAUAUAUCAAGGUACAUUUGUAGCUAUUCCAUCAUAUGAACACAACUUGCCUUGGAGACAACCUAAAUGUAGUUUUGAUAUUAUAGAAUGCAAGGAUUUGACUACAAAGAGAGUAGCCAAAAAAGUUCUCAAUUGUUAUGAUACUGGGACAUUGAUUGCUUGCUCAGGAGAUAGUUUUGUUGUUAACGUUAUUUUAUCUUUGUUGUGAAGCUUGUUUUUUACUUCUGAACUCUUUGAUUUUUAAACGUUUUCAAUAUUUUACUAUAGUGAAAGUAAGGACUACAUCAGGGUUAUUGGAUAAGAGUAUAAGGUUUAUCUAUUACCAGCUGGUUGUACUGGAAGUUUAUAUACUGCUUUUGAACCUUUGUUAUGUUGUACCGUGAUGGCAGUAUGGCUUGUGUUACAGGUCCUGUGUUUGAGGAGAGCCACAUCCUAAGCAUGUUUAAAAACCCAGCAUACUUAUCAAAAAGAAUAGGGAUCCUUCCCGAUGUCAGUGGAUCAAAACUAUUUAGGUCUAAAUGGGGUAGGGAAUUUUCCAAGCAGCCAUUGUAACCCCUACUUCUCCCAUUAGGUCAGUUAGUCAUCACUGUCAUUAGGUCAAGCUUGUCUUAAUCAUAAUGUUUCUGACAAGGAGAACCUUGAAGUGGCCUUGUUAUGUAGUGAAUAGGGGUGGGUACCGGUACAGAAAAUUCAGGUCCAGAGAAUCAGGUCCGGACCUGAACCUGAUUCAUUAUAUGAAAACUUGUGAAUAGAUGAUACUCAAAACAAUGGUCCAUUUUGCUACAAAGAAAUCUGUUUGUGUAGUAUUCCACUCCUACUGGCAUUUUAAAAAUCCUACAAGGCUAACUACCUCUCUACGAUUGGCUGUAAAAGUUGGUAAAAUGACUCUGCUUCGCUCUUGUUAUUUGCCUAGACCGGUAACCCUGAAAAUGUGUGAGUGCCUGACCAUAUAAUCAGUUUAUUUUCCAAUCGGUCCAACGUCCGGUCCACCAAAUUUUUUCAUGUCUGUUUUUUAUGGACUGGUCCAAUGAGAAAAAACGGUUUUGUACCGGUUACCCAGCCCUAGUAGUGACCACUUAGUAUUUCAGCGCUUAGAUGUGGUCUUUUGCUAUUGCACCGAGCAUUCUUGACUUGGAUAUGAAAAGGCUUAUUGUUAAAAGUUAUAAACAGAUUCUGAUGAUUUUUGGUUUGCAUGUAGUUCUUGGCCAGGGAAGAAUUGGGCGAGUUUGCAAAUGAAACAAUAGUGGCAACACAAUGAAAAUGCUGGGGCCUGUAUGCUAGUCUGUGCUAUGCUGUUGGAAACAUAGUAAGAUUUAGUCAAGUGAAUAAAGUAUGUAUCUGUAUCUAUAUAGCCAUUAUAACCUCCCUUAGUCAUAACACGCCAACUUUGCAAAGAGUUUGUUCCCUGUAGAAAAUCAUUUGCCUGCACAGGGUGCAUAUUACCCUUGCUGUGCCUUCUCUGGCCACCCUAUUUUUGCAGAAGGCUAGCUGGCGUCGUUAUAAACAGCAGUUGCAUGUACAUGUAGUAUGAUUUUUUAAGGCCACAAUAAUUUGAUUUUAUGGAUGACAUCCUAUGGAGACCCUCAAAAACCAAUGGUUAACUGCCUUGAGGUGCAAAACACACCAGUAAGCACAAGUAAUACCUGACUGAAAGGUCUGAUCCACUCGCAUCAGGAGAGGCCCAUUUUCUUAAUCAUGUUGAUAAGUGUGCUGGUGUCCUUAACUUGAAGAGCCUCUUCAUUCUACUUUCAUUCUUACAAUCAUAUUUUCAUAAACAGCCUUUGCCAUUAUGGUUGCCAUUAAGGCAAAUAAAGAAUCAUUUGUACCCCA
Molecule: messenger RNA, 5633 nt
Organism: Branchiostoma floridae (Florida lancelet)
Lineage: Eukaryota; Metazoa; Chordata; Leptocardii; Amphioxiformes; Branchiostomatidae
Product: piwi-like protein 1
Exons: 23
Coding region: 193-3069 (958 amino acids)
Biological process (GO): regulatory ncRNA-mediated gene silencing
Cellular component (GO): P granule
Molecular function (GO): piRNA binding; protein binding
Source: RefSeq, a predicted model, not a curated record